Pochonia chlamydosporia 170 is the source of this 5319-nucleotide messenger RNA. RefSeq names its product nonribosomal peptide synthetase. Lineage: Eukaryota; Fungi; Ascomycota; Sordariomycetes; Hypocreales; Clavicipitaceae. Gene Ontology annotation, cellular component: cytoplasm. The transcript has a single exon. The coding region runs from base 1 to 5319 and encodes 1772 amino acids. Gene Ontology annotation, biological process: secondary metabolite biosynthetic process; amino acid activation for nonribosomal peptide biosynthetic process. Gene Ontology annotation, molecular function: phosphopantetheine binding; catalytic activity. The record is from RefSeq and is a predicted model, not a curated record.
AUGCAUGCAAUCGAUUGUGAUGCCAGCGCGACGGCCGUGUCCGAAGCACCGCCGAAUACAAACAAGAACUCGGAAAUGAACGAUCCUAAGAAGUCUGACCAUUCAAAUACUCAAACACACACACUCAGUGACCGAGACUUGGACCAAAUAUGGACCUGGAAUAAGGAGCUUCCUCCUCUUAUACAGAGAUGCAUGCAUGACAUCAUUCGCGAGGUUUCGCAACGGCAACCAAAUGCCGCAGCAGUGUCAUCAUGGGACGGCAGUUUGACAUACCGAGAAGUUGAUGAGCUAUCAACACUCUUAGCUGAGCAGCUUAGACGCAAAGGGGUCUCUAUCGGAACCAGAAUACCUCUAUGUUUCGAAAAGUCCAUGUGGGCAGUCGUAUCGCUCUUGGGAGUCAUGAAAGCUGGUGCCACAUUCUCAUUGACAGAUCCAAGUCAGCCCGAAGCGCGACUGCGAACGAUUGUGGAACAAACCGAAGCAGACAUCAUUGUAACUUCCACGGCUCAAAGGGAUCUGGGGCUAAAGAUCUCUCGAACCGGCCAGGUCAUUGCGGUGUCAAGAGAAUAUUUCGACCACAUUGCACACGAGCCCACUGAACCUCUACCUUUAGUCCCUGCUUCAUCUGCUAUGUAUAUCAUUUUCACGUCGGGAAGCACGGGAAAACCAAAGGGAGUAGUAAUAUCACACGAAAACUACACCAGCGGUGCGUUGCCGCGAGCUGAGGCAGUGGGAUACAAAUCCCAUUCGAGGGUGUUUGAUUUUCCAUCGUACGCUUUCGACGUCAGCAUUGAUUGCAUGCUUUGCACCCUUGCCAAUGGCGGAACGGUCUGUGUGCCGUCCGAGGCUGACAGAAUGAACGACCUCAGCGGUGCAAUUCGUAAGAGCAAAGCAAAUAUGGUUCAUAUGACUCCUUCCGUGGCUAGAGUUUUGGACGCAGACAUCAUUCCUUCUUUGGAUGUGCUGGGACUAGGCGGAGAGGCUGUUUCGUCAAGCGACGCAGCGACAUGGAGUCAAGAUACGAGUUUGGUCAUUGCUUAUGGUCCAUCAGAGUGCACUGUCGGAUGUACCAUCAACAAUACGUUGGAUGUGUCAAGAGGUAUAGGGAAAGGAGUUGGCGGAACAACUUGGAUCACGAACCCAGACGACCACAAUAUCUUGAUGGGGGUUGGAGAAGUGGGCGAGCUUCUCAUCGAAGGCCCAGUAGUGGGAAUUGGAUAUCUCGGAGAGCCGGAGAAGACAGCAGAAGUAUUUAUUCAAGAUCCAACAUGGCUGACUGCGGGCAACAGCGAGGCCUUCGGCCGGACAGGUCGUCUGUAUAAAACGGGUGAUCUUGUAAGAUACGAGUCGAAUAACCUGGGCUCCAUAGAGUUUGUCGGACGCAAAGACCAGCAAGUGAAGAUUAGGGGUCAGCGGGUAGAGUUGACAGAGGUCGAGCAUCACCUUCAAAGUUGUUUGCCGAGAGGCAUUAAGAUUGCGGCUGAAGUAAUCAGGCCUGAAACUACCGGAGCACCGACUCUGGUUGCUUUUAUCGCGGAACCCUUCGCUGAUGCCAGUGGAAUGCCUACCGAGUACUCUUUGGUUGAGCCAUCACAACAGUUGGCAUUGGCUUUGUCUACAGUAGACAAAGACAUGGGUGCCAAGGUACCACGGUAUAUGGUCCCUCAGGCAUUCUUUACUCUUCAGUCAAUGCCGACUCUAGUGUCGGGGAAGACGGACAGGAAGAAACUACGCGAAAUAGCUGCGUCUAUCCCCCGAGAAAAGUUUGCAGGAGCUCAGAACAGCGAGUCGCAAAUAGAAGAAGACCCAGAAACGGAAGCAGAGAAGCAGCUAGCUGAGGCAUGGAGGAAGGUGUUGGGUCCAAACAUCAAAAUAUACAACAGCAGCAACUUCUUCGGUGUAGGAGGAGACUCUUUGCGAGCUAUGCGCCUUGUGGCUGCCGCAAGAGAAAAUGGUUUGUCUCUCACUGUCGCCAAUGUCUUUAUGAAUCCGACACUUGAAGCAAUGUCAUUGAAAGCCAUGACAGUUUCUGCUUCCAGCUCGACUCAAAGUCCAAUUGCUCCUUUCUCACUUCUCGAACAAGGUUGGAACAUCGAGUCCGCAAGAAAAGAAACGGGCGAGCUGUGUAGCAUCGAGCCGGAUGCUGUUGAAGACAUCUACCCUUGUACUCCAUUGCAAGAGGCACUCAUGGCACUAUCGGCCAAGGUGAAAGAGGCUUACAUUGCUCAGCGUGUUGUCGAACUUGCCGAUAUAGAUACAGCAGACCGACUCAUCACGGCAUUUGAUACCGCCCAAGAUGAUUGCCCCAUUCUUCGUACGAGAAUUGCUCAAGUUCCUGGCAGAGGGCUUGUACAAGUUGUUGUCAAAGGGAAACUCAGCCACUUCCGCGGAACAGACUUGAAUGGGUAUCUUGUAUCUGACAGGGGUGAGAACAUGGAACUUGGGCAGCCUCUUGUUCGGUACGCAGUUAUUACUGAUGAAGAGUCCGGAAAAACUAGCUUCGUAUUGACCAUGCACCACGCCUUAUACGAUGGUUGGUGUAUGCCGCUAAUUGUUGAUCGAGUCAACAAAGCCUACUUGGGUCAAACGAUCAAACGACCGGCAGGAUUCAAGGAUUUCAUCAAAUAUCUCUGCGACAUGGAUAAGGGGGAUUCAGAAAUGUAUUGGCGAGAGCAAUUACAUGGAGCCAAUGGUCCCCAGUUCCCGUCGCAUCCAUUCCCCGGAUAUCAGGCCAAAGCAGACUCACUUCUCGAGGAAUACGUUUCCCUUGACAAACUCUCCGCGGGAAAUACAACUGUUGCUACGGUUAUCCGAGCCGCAUGGGCAUAUGUCGCCUCUCAAUACAGUAAUAACGAGGAUGUCGUCUUUGGGGAAACACUAACUGGCCGAAAUGCAGCCAUUAUCGGCGCAGAAGAGAUUGAAGGACCCAUGAUCACUACUGUUCCAGUGCGAGUGCAGGUUGAUAGUGAAAUUUCUGUUGCCGAAUAUCUCCAAACCAUCCAGGAACAAACAGUCGAACAGAUUCCGCAUGAGCACUUCGGCCUUCAGCACAUCCGCCGACUCAGCCCUGAUGCCUUUGACGCGUGUGAACUUAAGACUGGACUGGUUCUACACCCCAGCACCGCGAAUGAUCCAGUUCCGGAGCAAGAUUUGCCAGCAAAUCGCCUGGUGCCAGCUGGUGAUUCUGAGGCAGCGCAGGAAGCCUUGAAGUUUAACACGUAUUCCCUGAUGUUGGUGUGUUCCAUUGACCCGAACGGAUUUCUGGUCAUGGCUAGCUUCGAUUCUGCGACGAUUUCGUCUGUCACUAUGCAGAGAGCGCUAAAUCAGUUCAAGAGUGUCUCCCAGGCACUUUGUCAGAGCGGGCUUGGUUGCGUCGGUGACAUCGAAUGUCUUACUGCAGACGACUUGCUCGUCUUGAAAGACCUCGUUAAUUCUACUAGGCAGGAUGCUCUGCUAAACGAUUAUCAGGGAGUCGAGGGUGUUUACAUUGUUGAUCCCAAAGAUGUGAAUAAACUACGUCCUGCAGGCGCGGUUGGGGAGGUAGUUGUACAAACGGUAUCUCCUCCGGCUCUCCCAUCUAUAUCACCGCCUUCUUGGACCAGGGAAUUCCAUGAAAUUGGCGAGACCAAGUUUUACAGGACUGGAAAGCUGGCAAAGUACACUACAGACGGACACCUUCAGUCAGUUGAUUUGAAUCCGACACAGCCUCUCAAUGGAACCGCGGCCCAAACGGUUGUGAAGCGAGUAUCUGCUACUUCCCGCCGGCAAAAGAAGCUUCGCAGUCUAUGGAGUCGAGUGCUGCAUAUAAAUGAGGAAAAUAUCGGCCUAAACGAUAACUUCUUUCUUCUAGGUGGUGAUUCCAUUACCGCCAUGAAGCUCGUUUCAGAGGCUCGCGCAGAUGGCGUCAAACUAACCGUCGUGCAAAUGUUUCAGAAACGUACGCUGUACGACAUGGCGAGCGUCAUGGAGGAAAUUAUUACUCAAGCCAGUCCAACCGAGAAACCAGCUGCCUUUUCGCUGCUCGGGGAUAUCAAUACCUCUGAGUUUGUUGAAACUAUUGUUAGGCCGCAACUAGCAAACAAGGAAGCCAAUCUGCUCGAUAUCCUUCCAACGCGCCCCUUGCAGGAAAUUGCUGUCAGGGGAACGACACAGAUUCCUAGAUAUUCUGCUCGCUAUGAGUUGAUGUACUUUGACGAAGCAGUAGACGAGGACCAUCUCAGACACGCUUGCGCGGAACUCGUGUCUCGCAACGAGAUUCUGCGGACUGUAUUCAUCGAGCACAAUGGACAGUGUUACAGCGCUGUUCUAGAAGCAUUAAACGCUGAGUUUAUUAUCGACUGCCCCGAUAACAGUACAGUGUCUAUUGAAGAUUACGCCAGACAUGUAUGUCGAGCCGAUGUUCUAUCUGACAUGCCACUCGGGUCAAGCUUUGUGAAAUGGUUCCUGGUGAAGUUCGCGACUGGCAAAUCAUGCUUGAUUUUCAGACUCUCUCACGCGCAGUACGACGAGAUAUGCCUCCCUAUUCUACUGAAGCAGCUUUCUGCUCUCUACGAGAACAGACCAGUGCAAGAGUCUGUUCCUUUCUCAGCAUAUGUGGGACAUGUUCUACAACACAAUGUUCCCGAAAGCACGCAAUAUUGGAAGGAUUUGCUUGCAGGCUCGGCCAUGACCAUUCUGAAGCCCGAGAUUCCCGUCGAAAAGACGAACCAUUUCGCUAUCCAUCACACGGUGGACAUCUCCUCCAGGCCCAGAGACGUCACCGUUGCUACUCUACCAACCGCGGCUUGGGCAUUAUGCCUGGCACGUCGCUUGUCCCUCCAAGAUGUCACAUUCGGUGAAGUCGUAAGUGGUCGAAACAUUGAUUUCCCCAACGCCGAUGCCGUCACUGGGCCAUGCUGGCAAUACGUCCCGGUGCGUGUAAAGUUUGAGCCGUCAUGGACUGUGGCGGAUCUUCUGGCACACAUUCAGCACCAGCAUGUUGCCUCGUCGGCCCACGAGGGUAUGGGACUCUCCGAAAUUAGAGACAAAUGCACCGAUUGGCCAGAAUCUACGCCGGAUUGGUUUGAUUCCGUCGUCCACCAGGAUGUAGCGCAUGUGGAAACACUACCAUUUGCAAAUGCCAGUAGCCGGAUGGAAACCGUGUAUCCUCACGAGGAGCCGCUGCGGGAGUGGAAAAUCCAGGCUUUCAUUGACGGAGAUAGCAUGACGUUGGAGAUUGUCACUAUGGAGAGCUGGGCAGAGUAUGCAGAGAAGUUGUUGUUGGAUUUGGCUGAUGUGGCAAGACUUUUGGUUCGUGAGCCUAGAGGGACCCUUUUCUAG